This is a messenger RNA of Plasmodium yoelii, 1260 nucleotides long. RefSeq names its product zinc finger (CCCH type) protein, putative. The coding region runs from base 1 to 1260 and encodes 419 amino acids. The transcript is spliced from 5 exons. Lineage: Eukaryota; Apicomplexa; Aconoidasida; Haemosporida; Plasmodiidae. The record is from RefSeq and is a predicted model, not a curated record. Gene Ontology annotation, molecular function: protein binding; metal ion binding.
AUGAGAGGUUAUAUGAGAAAUGGAUACAGAUCUCAUAGCAGAUACGCAACUGCUUCUGAUGGAAGUAGUAAAAGACAAGGGUCAUAUAAUAGGAAAAAUUAUUAUUCAAAGAAACCCCAAAAUAAGGAUAAAGGAGUAACAUUUUGCCCACAUUAUACCAUAAAGGGAUCAUGCCGUUAUAUAAAUGAUUGCAAAAAUUUACACAAUUUAAAACUAGUAGACACAUUUAGUUUGCAAAGAUCAUAUAUCGAUUGUGCUAUAAUAGUACAUGGCCCAAAUAACGAAAUAUAUUUAUUUGCAUCUGUAUCACCAUAUACAAUAAAUGUAUGGAUGUUUGUACCUGGAGAAGAUUCAAAAGAAAUUGAUAUAAAACAUUUAAAAAAAAUAGAAUUUCAAUUAACAGAAGAAGAAGAAUAUUAUGGUGAAAAUAAAUUAAAACAUAAUAAAAAAUCAAAUAAAAAAAAAAGAGUUUUAUCAUUAUUAUAUGCAGAAGAAUGUAUAUUUGCAGGGUUAGAUAAUGGAAUAAUAAAAAUUAUGCAUCUACCAUCUUCUGAUUGUUCAACUCUUUAUGCACAUACAGAUGCAAUACAUAGUAUUGUAUGUAUUGAUGGUAUAAUAAUAUCAUCAUCUAUAAAUGGUGAAGUAAAAUUUUGGAAAUAUGAUGAAACACAUUUAAGUUUUGUAACAAUAAAAAAAAUAGAAACUAAAACUAAAAUAAAUAAAAUGAUUGAAAUAGUAUCAAAUAAAUGUAUAAAUAAUAUAAAUAAUAAAUCAAAUGAUAUAAAUUCUGAAGAAUCAAAAUAUAAUAGAACCUUAUGGGUAUGUGGAGAUAGUAUAACAAUAAUUAAUUUAUUAAAUUUAGAAAUUGUAAAUAAUUUUAAAUGUAAAUAUGGAAAUGUUGUUUCAGUUAUUCAAUAUGAAGCUAAUGUAAUUACAGCAAUGAGUGAAGGAAAAAUAUUAGCUUAUGGAUUAUCAGGACAAGAAUAUUUUGAGAUGAAUACUUUGCCUAUAUAUUGUAUGGCAGGCUUAACUGAUAAUAAAAAUAUUCCUAUAUUAAUAUAUGGUUCUAAUAAAUCAUUAUAUACUUUUUCUUUGCCUGAAUUUAAUUCAUAUGGAUAUAUAAAGGACCGAGAGUAUAUGUCACUAAAGUUUAAUAUCAAUGACCCUAAUUUCAUUUUAACAUUAUCAGGCCCAUAUUUCAUUGUCGUGUUUGGAAAUGCCGGGAAUGCAAAGGUGUGGAAAUGGGAAUCAAAGGAAUAA